CCACAGUCGGUAGAAUGCAGCGAAUGAGGUGUUUUCCGCCCUCUGCUGGCCAACAUGUGUAACCGCACGGUCCAGUUCCUGGUUCACGCUUUCAGCGACUGGCGGACCGCGCAGCAUCAACUUUUUAACAAUGCAAGUAGUCGGGUCUUAGCUUCUCAAAAAUACUUGAGGCGAGCAUUGCGUUCGUACACACUGUUGGCGGCACACGCCGUCGCCAGGGCAUGAUUCUGUAGACUUGUGCAGGUUUCGCUCAGCGGACUCCCGAGCUAAGCUAGCUAACUUGCUAGCUUAGCUUAGCUACAUUGCUAUCCAACAUGACUGACUGCUGCGCCGCAGCCAACUGUGGUUACCAGCAAGAAGGGCCCGACAACAACACUCCACUUUUCAGCUUCCCCGCCGACCCAGAGCGCUGCAAACAAUGGUUGGAUAACUGUUGUCGUCAGGAUCUGGCAUCCCAAGCUCCGGAGGAACUGCAUAAACUUUACAAACUUUGUGCAAAACACUUUGAGCUCUCUAUGAUCUCUCAAGAGGUUUUCAGUGCAUGCGUCUUAAGAGAAGAUGCUGUUCCAACAAUAUUUGAUUCUGCUACAUCUAAAAAUAAUGAAUCAACAUGCAGCAGGAAACGUACUGGAGGCCCUGCUGAGGAGGAACCCACUGUGAAAAAGUGUACAAGAGAGCAAACCGCAACACCAAUACUGAUUGAGACGAUAGAAGAAAUUUCUGGCCAUGACAAUGUUACACCUGAAGAAAAGAAAGAAAAGCAAGCAGAAGAGCACAUCGGCAGUUCCAAAGCUAAAGACACUCUGAAAGCUUAUUUCAAGGAAAUUCUGGCACUGACUGGAUUCAGCAUCAAUGGUGCCAAUAUCAACACGGAUGAGCCGACUGGUGAAUUAAGUCAGCAUUCUGUAAAGAAAAUAUGUGCCGAGAAAAUUGACAAACAGGAAAUUCUUCAGUUCAGUGAGAAGCUAAUGAGAGAAGAGAUCCAGAACAGCCUGAGACAUGCUCGAUUCUUCUCAAUUAUGCUCGAAGAUAUUACAAGUAUCGAUGGAAAAGAGCAAAUCCCAAUUUUCAUUCGAUCUGUCACUGAGGCAGGUUUACCACAAAAACACCUAAUUGGAUUCUUGCCCUGCGACUUGAAUGCAGAAAGUCUGUAUAACGUUCUUCUGUCAGAGUUAAGAAAUAAGUGGGGGUUGCGGAUGGAGCACUGCAGGGGUCUUUCCUAUCUGGUGACAGGACGCAUGUGUCAAACCUUGCGAGACCUCACUUGCAAGAUUUUGCUGGAGUUUCCACAAGUGGUUCUAUCACCCAGUGGCCCAUAUGCAUUCAACAUAUGGAUUAUUCGCUGCAUGCCUGUGCCCACAAUUCAAAAUAUCAUGGACACUGUAGAAGAGGUGGCCUCCUUACUCAGGGAGAAACCAGAGCUGUACAAAAGAUUGGAAGAAAAGAUCCACAUGGCAUAUUGGCAUAUAAAAGGAGAAGUGGACAGAAUCAAGGCAAUUCUCAGGGGGACCUGGGAGUAUGGCACUGACGCCUUCCAAACCAUGUUAGAUAUUCUGGAGCCUUUUCUUAACUGCAUCAGUGAGAUGAUUUCAAAGGUGGAUGAAGAUACUGCUGAACAGAUGGCCAAACUCAAGCCUGUUUUGAAGAAUUUCCAUUUCAUUAUGUCGUUAGUCGUGCUAAAAAACACCCUCUGCUGUGUGUGCAUACUCAACUCCAGUCUCAGGGGAAUCAUUAGCAUGAGUAGUACCCUGCAGUACACUAUUUCAAAUGCCUUGAAACUUGUAAGCAAGUACCAACAGGAUAUUGCUGUGCUCAACAAAAAAUGGUUUUCAGAUGCAGUCGGUCGAGCCAAAAAGCUUGGUGUUGAAGUGAUAAAACCCGAGAUGGACCAAGAAGAUGCAAACGACACCCCGCUUGAGGACUUUUACAGAGAAACCUUGGGACGGCCUAUCCUGCAGUAUCUUGUUGCAGAGGUCAAUCGAGUGUUUAGUAUAGAGAUGGUGAGGAUUUUAAGAUGGCUCUCUUUGGUGCCAUCCUACAUGGCUGACCACAGUUUCAGCAUUCGCCGGGAUAAAGUGGCAGACGCCAAUUUGAACAAUCUUUCGAGACCUGACACAUUCUACGAAGAGCUCGGUUGCUGGGAAGUGAAGUGGAGGCACGCAAGCAAACGUAGAAUAUUGCCAACCACAGUAUUUGCAACACUGAAAAUCCCAGACAUUGGUUUUUACCCAAAUGUACAGAGCUUGUUGAGGGUGUUGGGCACCGUUCCAUGUAUAAACGCAGAGGCCGAUGUUUACGGACAGUACAAUAUGGUACUGGAGCGAUGCCAUGCCUAUCUGAAAGCUACACCAGAGGACCAAAGACUAUGCAGCUCGGCAUAUAUCUACGUCAACCAAGAUGUGCAUUUUAGUGUUGAACAAAUGGUGGAGUCAUAUGUCCAGAAGCAUCCAGAAAUCCUGCAGAUCUUACAGAUUAAUGAAGAAACCCAGAAUAAGACUUCAGAAGCAGUGACAAGACAAGGAAACCAUGCUGAAAAAGAUGGUGAAGAUGAAUUAAGAUUUCAACUGAUCAACAUGGAGAUGGACUCUGAGAGCCUUGUAGAGAUGAAGUGUGCUGAGACGGACAGAGAUUCAUUGAAGUCCGCCCUGCAGGCAGCAGUGACAACUGCAUACAAUAGCCAAAGCUGGCAACAAAGUGAGAUUUCUCCUGCUCAAGAUGAAGAAGUCGAGUAUGUCACCAAGUCUGAAAUGAAAGAAGUUCUCACCGUGUGUGAAAAUGCUGUCAAAGAGGGAAUUCUCAUGGAAGUAGGGAAUUCUUUUUUUUCCAUGUUUAUUGACCGCGUUGUAAAGAUUGGGGAGAAGGACUAUCUUCCACUUUUUCUUCGGUUUGUUGACAGCUUCGAUGUCAUGCGACUGGAGUUGUUGGGAUUCUUGGAGGCAGCUCUCGAUUGUGAUGUGAUGGUGCAGCGUCUUUUGGAAAUAGUAACAGAAGAGUGGCGUCUGGAUUUGAAUAACUGUAGAGGUCAGGCAUACCUUGGAUCCGGUAACGUUUCUUAUAAACUUAAAGCUUUCGCUUGCAAAGUACAGGAAAAGUACCCCCUUGCUAUUAGCACACACUGCUCUUGCUACUCGUUCAACACAUGGUGGUCAAAAGCUACCCCAGUGCCCAAUAUUAAAAGAGCUCUUGAUACAUUCGAAGAGGUGAUGAUGUUUUUUGGAAGCAGGAGUGCUCUAGAAAAACAGCUAGACCAUGUAAUUGCUUAUGGUCUUCGAGAGAGCUAUGAAAAAGUCCAAGAAUUGCAAGGGACAUUUUGCUCUCAGUGGCAUGAAAAGCAUGACUCGUAUGAGGUGUUUGUGCAGAUGCUGGAGCCACUUGUUGAGUGUCUUGAGAAAGUAAAAAAUAGCCCCCAGAGGUGGAAAACUGCUGUCUCGGAACAAGCUGAAGCACUCUUGAACAAAGUGAUGACAUUUGACUUCAUCAUUGCAAUGGUUGUCCUAAAGAACACCUCGUCUUUUACCAGAGAGUUGAGCGCGGGUCUUCAGAAAGACCAUUUCAGUGCUGCAUUCCAGCUAUGUCAAAUCACUGGUAUUGUUGCUACUUUGAACAGAAUAAAAACCAGUUUGAAGGUGUUUCACCAGAACUGGUUUGAUGAGGCCUCUGCAAUUGCACAAAGUCUAAGUGUGCAGAUCGAAGUGCCUGAGAAGUAUCUGCCAAGGGACAGCAUGAUAAAGCCACUAGGUUUUUACAGAGAUGGCUUAAGCGUGCCCCUCGUAGAUAACCUCAUCAAUGCCGUGAAGGAUCAUUUUUCAGAUGAUCACAAAGAAGCUCUCAAUUUCCUCUCACUGGUUCCUUGUUUGGUCACAGUGAGUUACAUGUUUGAGAGCUUAAAAUCAAAGCCACCUCUCUACAGCAGUGAUCUUCCUGAUGCUGACAACUUCUUCACUGAGCUCUGCUGUUGGAGAGUAACAUGGAAGACUAAAGUUGCCUCUGUGACCAUCCCAAACUCAAUAUUUCACACAUUGCGUCUGCCACUCAUGCAGUACUUCGGCAACAUCAACGUACUCCUGAGGAUUAUGUCAGUGUUACCCAGCACGGCCCUUGAGGACUGCGGAGUUUUAAUGCGCCACAAGAAAUUCCAGGAAUACCUAAGAAAUACUAAUCCAAAAGACCGCUCGCCAUGCUUGGCUGUGCUACAGGUGGGCACAGAUUUCAGCAGAGAUCUUGACCGCAUGGUGAGCCAGUGUUUGAAGGUUACCCCACAAGCCCUGGAGGGUAUCUGUUUGGAUAAAGAAUCCAAAACUUUCAUCAAAACCUCUGACAAUAACAUGGAAGUUGAUGUGUCUAUCAAGGAGGAAAACGACAACGCAGAAGUUCAGCAAUGUCCUGAGGACCAACAUAUAAAGCCAACAGAUUGUCAUGUUGGAGAUAACAGUCAAAGUCUGGUCACUGUAUUCAGAUUGGCUGCACUUCUUGGAAAAAAGAAUACCAGCAUAGCAUGUCUUUCUGAAGAGGAGAAGGAGUAUUUCACUCAGGAGCUCAACAUGUGCCACUGGUACAGGAAGGAGAACAAAAGAGCAUCAUCCAUAAGUGAAGCUGAAAUGUUGGAGUUCCUAAUUGAGGGAAUCAGAGAUGUCAUACUGAAGGAGAUAGGGGACUCACCAUUCUUCUCACUUAUCACGGAUAAACCUGUAAAAAUUGCUGACAAGACUCACCUACCUGUCUUUGUCAGGUAUGUUCGAGAAUCUGCUCCAAAAGUAGAGCUGAUGGGUUACUUGCAAUAUGAAAAAGACUGUGAUGUUGAUACUCAAGCAAAUAAGCUUGCGAAAGUGAUGACUGAGGACUGGGGCUUACCGAUGGCUCACUGUCGAGGACAAGCAUUCAUGCAAUUAGGCUCAGGUUACGAAAGCUUAAAGAAAAUGACUUUGGAUUUCCUCAAAAGUUACCCGCUUUGUGUUGUUACACCUAGCGAGUCCUGUGGGCUGGCCAGUUGGCUGGUAGGAAGUGUGCCUUGCCCUUCUGUCGCAAAAAUGCUGGAUGUCACAGAAGACCUGCUACUGUUCUUCGAUGAAUCUCCUUCUCUUGAAAGAACGUUGGCACAGGCACAGGAUGGGCUUCUAAAUAUGCCAAGGGAGGCCUUGGAAGGAAUUCCAGAGACAUGUUGUUCAAGAUGGAAGAGGAGAGAGGACUUCUUUGACAUUCUUGCUGACACAUUGGAGGGUAUCCUCAGUUGCUUAGAUGCUGUGAGUUCUGAGGCCAGAGGUGCAAUGUCAGUGCAUUCGCAAGUUCUCUCAGUUGCUCUGAGAACCAUGGAUUUCAUUGUCACACUUGUGAUCCUGAGGAACGUCUGUGCUCCUCUUAGUAACUGUAGCACAGUAUUCCGCUGUGGAAACCCUGCUGAUAUUCUUUGUGAAGUGGAAAAGAUUCCAACAAUCAUAGAGACCCUUGACAAAAUGUUGGAAAAUGUCAGCACAGUACAUGCCUCUUGGUUUGAACAGGCGUUCCAGUUGGCUAACAAAGUAGCCCCUGAGCAAGUGUGUUUUCCUCAGGAGGCCAGCUACUAUGAUUCUCCAGAGAUAUACUACAGAGAAAAUCUAAGCAUUCCCCUCCUCAGAAAUCUCAUUGAUGAAAUGAAGUACAACUUCUCAGAAAGUCACUUGAAGGGGCUGUCGAUCCUGUCCUUACUGCCGUCCUGCAAUCCACAGCCCAUUUUCCCAGAGUGCCCAGACAAGCCUUUCAGCUGCUACCUAACAGAUCUUCCGGAACCAGACACACUAGAGCAGGAAAUCAAUGCAUGGGCUGCCAUAUGGCGAGACAAAGACCAGGAUGUCGCUCCUCCAACAUCCAUUGCAGAAACAUUAGUUCAUUCUGAGUCAAAGAACCACCCAACAGUUACCUUACUGCUUCGGCUUGUAGCAGUGCUGCCUAGUGUUGGCAUUGAGUGUGAUCUGAUGAAGACCACAUUGAAUUCCAUGAGAAAUCUUUUAAGGAAAACUGCUUGCAAAGGUAACAGGACAGUUCGUGUGAUGCUCCUUUCUCACAACACAACAUUGCAGAAAUUGCCCGAAGUAAUUGCCAAGUGUAUUGAGGUGGAUCCAGAGAGCAGCCAUUGUCUUUCUCAGGUCAUGGAAACUUUACAAGGACUACAUUUGGACAUAGGGAGUGUCAAUGAAGAAGUGUCAAACCAGGAGACACCCCCAGAACUCAGCGCCAUUGGGGGUUCUGCGAGUAGAGAGGAGAACUCUACUGAUACUCAAGUGGUCCUGGAGGUUGUUCAAGGGCCCAGACAGCCAGUGUCCUUCUAUGAGCCGCAGCUGCGUGAAGAAAUUAUCAAGGAACUCUGGGACUCUCAGUUCUUCACAAUCAUCACUGAACAGACUGUUGUUAUAAGCGGUGAAGUUUAUGUCCCACUGUGCAUUAGGUACCUAAACAAAGAGGACAUCCAAUGUGAAGAAACAUUGGCUUUUGUUCCUCUUGUUGGAGACUGCGCGGUCCUCUCUGAGUCUAUUGAGAUGGCACUCUCUGAAAAAUGGGGUCUUAACAUGGCGUACUGUAGAGGACAGGCCUUGAUGAGUGUUGGCGAGGUCGGCGCUCAAAUGAGAGCUGUGAGCUUAGCGCUAGCUGAGAAAUACCCUCAGGCAGUGAGAACAGUCAACUCUAGUUUGUCACUCAAUGCGUGGCUGGCAAAGUCCUCUUCAAUAGAAGCAGCGACUGAGGGAACGGUCCUGGCAGGUCAAAUAUUACGUUGGCUAACAGAGGAUGCAGAGCGGCAAAAUAAACUGGAAGAAAUGAUCCUCCACGUGUUCCAGCACAAUGAGGCAAAGGGGAACGAGCUGAGGGACAAGCUGAUGAAGAACUGGGAUAAGAGUCACAACAUGCAUGAGGUGAUGGUGGAGAUUAUCGAAGCUGUCUUGCUUUGUUUAAGUGAGCUCAAACAUCAGGGAGACAUUUCGGACCGGCAGCAAGCGUCGCAGUUCUUUGAUUCCAUCACAAACUUUGAGUUCAUCCUCUCAUUGGUGGUGCAGAGACACGUCUUGAGUGCCACCAAGAAGCUGAGUCAGUCUCUCCAGGGCAAGCCCUUGGACAUGUUGCUUGCUGUCAACAGUUUACCAGAUCUCAGCGCGUCUCUCAGGAAUUUGGUGAGCGACAUCAACGCACAUCACAAGGCGUGGUUCGAGGAAGCCGUGGUGCUCGCUUCUAAGCUGCACAUCCAAAUACUGCAUUCGGUUCUGUUGGAACCUUUGAGUGAGUUUUACAAACUUGCGCUCAGCGUGAAAUUGGUUGAACACUCCUUGUUAGAAGUCGACGAGCUCUUCACCGAGAAGGUCAUGGAUACCUUGAGGUGUCUGGAGAUUGUGCCUUACGCAAUGUCCAAAGUACAAAGCAGCACUCUCAGUGGUCUCAUGCUGCGCCUGUACAAGGAAGACCUGCGAGACGAAGCUUCCCUUGAUGACGAGAUCAAAUUGUGGAAGGAGAAGUGGUUGGACCCCCUGGCGGGCUAUCUUCCGACCACCGUGCUCGACACCCUCAAAACGUCCCAAAUAAGAAGCUACAGUAAUAUCGAGACUCUCCUCCGACUCCAGGUCAUUUUGCCCUUUUCAAGAAAAGAGAGCAACUUCAAGCAAGGAAAGAGAAGCUUACAGGAAUUCAUUCAGCAGGAAAAAAGAUCCCUCGCCGAACUCCAUCCUCUGUAAAAGCUGCAAGGUCUUCCAUCAUGGAGAGGUUGGCGCCAUCACCGCCGUACUCGAGAGCCUGGAGGUCUGUAAUCAACAUUUCUGUGUGUGCAUCCAUCCAUUUUCUACCGCUUGUCCCUCUCGGGGCGCGGGGGUGGCUGGAGCCUACCUAUCUCAGCUGCAUUCGGGCGGAAGGCGGGAUACAUCCUGGACAAGUCGCCAUCUCAUCGCAGGGGCCGUUUUUGUAUAUAUUAUUCAAAUUCUUUGUGUUCUCCAUUUGUUGAUAGUCUCUAAACCACGUUUUUGAUAUAUUUUCCCCUCUUUUCUAGUUUGUACAAUAAUACUGCUCAAUGGGACCAAAAUGGCAUAACAAUAGUCAGGUGAAAUAAAGCAAUGUUCCAUUGAUGGUUAUCAAUGCUAGUGUGCCUUGAUACAAACAUUUUAUUCAAGAUGUCCCAUUGGUGUGACCAGGCUGGCAUCAGUAUCCCUUUUAAUGAGUUAUUUUACUUCCAACUGUCACUCUUGCUUCAUGUUCUGAUGCUUUGCUAUGUUUCCUGUCACAUUUGCUGUAAACCUAGCUAUUAAAGAAUGUCUCCUUGAUAUGGAAAAUCUUCUAUAUAUUUGUCAAAAAAAGUAAUAAAAGUG
Molecule: messenger RNA, 8315 nt
Organism: Entelurus aequoreus (snake pipefish)
Lineage: Eukaryota; Metazoa; Chordata; Actinopteri; Syngnathiformes; Syngnathidae
Exons: 11
Coding region: 315-7691 (2458 amino acids)
Source: RefSeq, a predicted model, not a curated record